This is a messenger RNA of Pogona vitticeps (central bearded dragon), 214 nucleotides long. NCBI's taxonomy places the organism in Eukaryota, Metazoa, Chordata, Lepidosauria, Squamata, Agamidae. The record is from RefSeq and is a predicted model, not a curated record.
AUGCUGCAGGAACAACAAAAGAUGUAACAGAAGAAUCCAUGUCAGAAGAUGACAAGAGGAGGAACUAUGGGGGUGUUUACGUUGGUCUACCAGUUGAUGCAACGGCCAAGAUUUCCAGCCAGACCGGAACGGCGCCUAAAGGAAAUUAGAAUCAGGCACAAACCUAUUCUGUGGGCAGAGAGGCUCUUCCUGGCUGGCAGAGAUCUAUCAGCAC